Neolamprologus brichardi is the source of this 7839-nucleotide messenger RNA. The record is from RefSeq and is a predicted model, not a curated record. Lineage: Eukaryota; Metazoa; Chordata; Actinopteri; Cichliformes; Cichlidae.
UCUGAGGCAGGGCAGGUUAUAAGCGCAGGGACCAGUGUGCGCAGUUUGUGUGUGCGGCUGCGGGGGGAAGAUGCGUGUGCUUGUUGCUCGCCGGAUGGAGAGAGGUGGCGAAGAGAGAAUGAGUUUCCAGCGCAGCUAACAGUCAACUCCAUGCGCUUUUUAAUCCUCGACAGAAAUUCCAACUUUUUACGCAUUUUUUUCCCCGCACAUACCUGAGAUGACACGUUUGCCUCUUUUCAGGGCAUAGACUUCUAAUUCAUUCAUUCUUUAUUGAUUCUUUUCAUUAUUGGAGGCUUUUUUGGUUCUUAUUUUUUAUUUUUUUAAUCUAUUUUUUCUUUGAUGUUUUAAUUUUCUAUCCGUGGAUUUCGGUGUGCGCAUAGGCAGUGCGUCCUGUGCUUUUGAGCCUCUGACUCAGCAGCAGCGGCAGCAGCACAGCUCACCUGGUCCGGAGCGCACCGAGCCGAGCUCCCUCAUGUUCCACACAGAGCAGCACUCCGGUACGGGGGGACGGCUGCACUGAGGCCCGGCACGGUGCGGUCAGUCCUAAAAAAAAAAGAAAAAGAAAGGAGGGGUGAGACGCACAGUUGUGGAUCAUAUACCAUCUCCCGUUGUACCAGGAGACAAUCAGCAGCAGGAAAAAGCUCAAACCUCCUCCUCUUCAUCUUCUUCCCAACGUGAAGGAUUGAGAGAGAGAGAGAGGGAGAGAGCGCGCGCGAGAGGGAGAGAGAGAUUUGAAGGCUCCCUUUUCUUAUAUUGCAAUUGACUUGGGAAAAAAUAAAAAAGGGGGGAAAUAAUAAGAAGAAAGAGUGCGUGGAGAGAAGAAGAAAAAAGCAUAAGCUUGGAUAUUGAACGGAGCGGGGCAUGUGGAUAUUGGCUCUUUUCUUUUUCCAGUGCAUCUUGAAUGUUUUCGGUGAAGAUCUACGUUCCAGCUUAUAUUUUGUCAAUGCAUCUGUGCAAGAGGUAGUGUUUGCCAGCACCACAGGGACAUCGGUGCCCUGUCCCGCCGCAGGUGUGCCUCCUGUCUCACUGCGCUGGUACCUGGCCACCGGCGAGGAGAUCUAUGAUGUGCCAGGGAUCCGUCAUGUGCACCCCAAUGGCACCCUUCAGAUCUUCCAGAUCCCCCCUUCCAGCUUCAGCAAACUCAUCCACGACAAUACCUACUAUUGCACAGCGGAGAACCCCUCAGGGAGAAUCAGGAGCCAAGAUGUUCACAUUAAGGCUGUGCAACGGUUUCUCAUCACAUCCACGGGAGCCCUGUAUAUUCUGGAUGUGCAAAUGGAAGACGGACUGUACAACUACAGGUGUAUGACACGGCAUCAGUACACCGGAGAAACCCGACAGAGCAAUAGUGCCCGCCUCAUUGUGUCAGAUCCGACCAAUUCUGCACCCCACAUCCUGGAUAGCUUUGAGCGUCGCGAGGUGAUGGCAUCUCAUCGAGUGGAGCUCCCUUGCAAGGCCUCUGGUCACCCCGUACCCAAAUACCGCUGGCUGAAGGACAACCGACCGCUGGAGACAGACUCGCGCUUCAAACAGAGUGUGACAGGCCUGCUCAUAGAGAGAGCCCAGCCCAGUGACACAGGGACGUAUGUGUGUGAGGUGUGGAAUGGCUACGGCAAUGCCGAGGUGGUUGGCAGGCUGCAGGUAAAAGAGCCCCUCAAGGUCGUGGUGAGUCCGCGGAAGGUGAAAGGCAGCGUGGGAAGCCAGGUUUCACUGUCCUGCGGUGUAACGGGCUCCGAGGAGUAUCAGCUGUCCUGGUAUCGCAACGGAGAACUCAUCUACCCCAGCAACAGUGUCCGCAUGACAGGCCAAAACAGAGAGAACCUGGUCAUGGCUGGCAUGGCCAAGAGCGAUGGAGGAGCCUAUCAGUGCUUUGCAAGACAUGGCAAGAUGUCUGCACAGGACUUUGUUCAAGUCAUACUGGAAGAUGGCACCCCCAAAAUUCUGGUUUCGUUCAGCGAGAAGGUCUACAACGUCAACGAGUUCGUGUCAUUGUCGUGCACGGUGAAGGGCACGCCAGAGCCGCGGGUAACGUGGACUCUGGACGAUGAGGCCGUGGUACGGGACAGCCGCCAUCGCAUCUCCUACUACACCAACGCCGAGGGCCACGUGGUGAGUCAUCUGAACAUCAGCCAGACUCAAGUCCCCGAUGGAGGAGUGUACCGCUGCAUCUGCAACAACUCAGCUGGGACCGUUUCCUACCAGGCGCGAAUAAACGUAAGAGGGCCUGCCAGCAUCAGACCAAUGAAAAACCUCACUGCCAUCGCUGGGCGGGACAUGUACAUCCACUGCCGUGUCAUUGGCUACCCCUACUACUCCAUCAAGUGGUACAAGGACUCCAAUUUGCUGCCGUACAACCACCGGCAGCGGGCCUUCGAGAACAACGGCACCCUGAAACUGUUCGACGUGCAGAAGGAGGUGGAUGAAGGAGAGUACACGUGUAAUGUGCUGGUGCAGCCACAGCUGUCCACGCACCAGAGCGUUUACGUUACAGUGAAAGUCCCACCCACCAUCCAACCAUUUGAGUUUCCCCGGUUUUCCAUCGGCCAGCGAGUCUUCGUCCCCUGUGUGGUUAUGUCUGGUGACCAGCCCGUCUUCAUCACCUGGCAGAAGGAUGGUCGGCCGAUCCCGGCCAGCCUGGGCGUUACCAUAGACAACAUAGACUUCACCAGCUCCUUGCGUAUCUCUAACCUCACGCUGAUGCAUAACGGCAACUACACCUGCAUCGCACGGAAUCAGGCUGCCGCUGUGGAGCACCGGAGCGAGCUCAUUGUCCGAGUUCCUCCCAAAUUUGUGGUGCAACCUAAAGACCAGGAUGGCAUCUAUGGGAAAGCAGUGAUACUAAACUGCUCAGCUGAAGGCUAUCCCGUUCCUACCAUCCAGUGGGAAUACUCUAAAGGCGCUGGAGUCCCACAGUUUAAACCCAUCCCCCUCAACUCAGGCUUUCGGAUUGAAGUGUUGGUCAACGGCUCUCUGCUCAUCAAGCACGUGCUGGAAGAAGACAGCGGUUUCUACCUGUGUAGGGUCAGCAAUGACGUCGGGGCCGACGUGAGCAAGUCGAUGUACCUCAACGUCAAAAUCCCCGCUAUGAUCACGUCCUACCCCAACACCACAUUGGCCACGCAGGGCGAAGAAAAGAAGAUGAGCUGCACGGCCCAUGGUGAGAAACCCAUCAUGGUGCGCUGGGAAAAGGAGGAACGCAUCAUCAACCCCGAGACCAGCCGCUACGUGGUUUCUGUCAAGGAGGUGGGCGAUGAAGUCAUCUCCACCCUGCAGAUCAUGCCCACAGUGAGGGAGGACUCCGGCUUCUUCUCCUGCCAUGCCAUCAACUCUUUUGGUGAAGACCGAGGAAUCAUACAGCUCACGGUACAAGAGCCCCCGGACCCCCCAGAAGUGGAGAUCAGAGAAGUGAAAGACAGAACCAUCGCACUGCGUUGGACAAUGGGGUUCGAUGGCAACAGUCCAAUAACAGGCUUUGAUAUUGAGAGCAAGAAUAAAUCAGCCUCCUGGGAUACCGCACAGAAGACCAAAGACGUCUCCCCUCAGCUCAACCAGGCCACCAUCAUCGACCUUCACCCUUCGUCCACCUACAACAUCCGCAUGUUUGCCAAGAACCUGAUUGGGAAGAGUGAGGCCAGCAAUGAGCUCACCAUCACCACUGAUGAAGCAGCUCCUGACGGUCCACCUCAGGAUGUGCAGCUGGAAGCCCUCUCCUCCCAGAGCAUCCGAGUCACGUGGAGGCCGCCCAAAAAGCACCUCCAAAAUGGGGCCAUCAAAGGCUACCAGGUAGGCUACAGGGAGUACAGCUCAGGAGGAAACUACCAGUUCAGUGUGAUCAGCGUGGAGACCACAGGGGACAAUGCAGAAAGCCUGGUGUUGGAUAAUCUGAAGAAGUUCACCCAGUAUGGAGUCGUGGUGCAAGCCAGUAACAGCGCCGGGACGGGGCCGUCUUCCACCGAGGUGGCUGCUACCACACUGGAGGACGUGCCCAGUCGUCCCCCAGAGAACGUCCAGGCCGUCGCGACUUCCCCAGAGGUCAUUUCACUGUCCUGGCUGACGCCUCCUAAAGAAGCUCUGAAUGGCAACUUGCUGGGAUUCAGGGUUAUCUACUGGGCCAACCUGCCUGAUGGAGAGCUCGGAGAGAUCAGGAACGUGACAACCUCUAAGCCCUCACUGGAGCUGGAUGGAUUGGAGAAAUAUACCAACUACAGCAUCCAGGUGCUGGCCUUCACCAGAGCUGGUGACGGUGUCCGCAGUGAACAGAUUUACACCCGCACCAAGGAGGACGUUCCCGGUCCUCCGGCGGGUGUAAAGGCAGCAGCUGCAUCCAACUCAAUGGUGUUCGUGUCCUGGCUUCCUCCUCUCAAAGUGAACGGCAUCAUCAGGAAAUACACCGUUUUCUGCUCCAACCCACACCCCACGGUAAAACACACCAACAAACGCCCACUGCAGAGCUUUCUGGUCUUGCACUGUGCAUAUCUAAUACCAGUUUGUGAUGUUUGCAGUUACGAUUCUUUCUAUUGCUCCCCUGUAGAAAGAAUUUCACUGCAGGCUGAUCAGUUGUGUGUUUUUGCAGCUCCGGCUCGGAUCCUGACCUUCAACAGGACCGUAACGACCCCCUGGAUGAGGGACAUCUUGCUGCCAUGUAAGGCAGUUGGCGAUCCUUCACCAACCAUCAAGUGGCUGAAGGAGAUCAACGGGACCCCAGCACCCGUUGCGAUUGACAGCCGGCGCAGCGUCCAUACGAACGGCAGCCUCGUUAUCCGCACAGUGAAAGCAGAGGAUUCUGGGAACUACACAUGUGUGGCCAGUAACAGCUUUGGGCUGGACAAGAUUGUCCUAAACCUCCAGGUUCAAGUUCCACCUGACCAGCCUCGCCUCACAGUGACCAAGACAACCACCACCUCCAUCACCCUCUCCUGGAUCCCAGGAGAUAACGGCGGCAGCUCCAUUAGAGGCUACAUUUUGCAGUACUCAGAGGAUAACAGUGAACAGUGGGGUAAUUUUGCCAUCAGUCCAAGUGAGCGCUCUUACAGGCUAGAAAAUCUCAAAUGCGGCACCUGGUACAAGUUCACCCUAACCGCCCAGAAUGCCGUGGGCCCCGGACGCAUCAGUGAGAUCAUCGAAGCAAAGACCCAUGGGAAAGAACCUCAGUACUCUAAAGAACAGGAGCUCUUCACUAGCAUCAAUGCCACUCGAGUCAAGCUCAACCUGAACGGCUGGAAUAACGGCGGAUGCCCGAUCACCUCGUUCACCCUGGAGUAUCGGCCGGUAGACUCGCCCACUUGGACCACGGCACAGCGCACCUCCCUCACCAAGAGCUACGUCCUCUACGACCUGCAGGAGGCCACCUGGUACGAGCUGCAGAUGAAAGUCUACAACAGCGCCGGCUAUGCCGAGAAGAGAGUCAAGUUUGGAACACUCAGCUACGAUGGCAGUGAGUUCACAUGGUGGCAGGAGACCAUCUGUUUCCCACUCUUUUCUUCACAGGGAGCAGAGCGAUUUUUCUCUUUAUGUUUCCUAGAUGCAAAAAGCUUGGCUGAGAUGCUCAUGAGUAAAAACACGCGUCCAGCAGAGCCGAUUAACAAACAGCAGCAGACGCUCCGCAUGCACAUCGAUAUCCCCAGAGCCCAGCUUCUCAUCGAGGAGAGAGACACCAUGGAGACUGUUGAUGACAGGUCCACUGUGCUACUGACCGACAACGACUUCGGGGAGACACAGAAGCAGAAGUCGUCCACAGUCACCCACACUGUCCACUACCAAUCAAUCUCCCAGGCCACUGGUCCACUGGUAGACGUGUCUGAUGCCAGACCAGGAACUAGUAAGUCCAGGGGCGAGCUGGUUCACCUUCCUCCCUAUCUGCGCAUGGACUUCCUGUUAAACCGAGGCAUGUCCUGCUCGGGGUCAUCUAGGGGGACAGCUAGUGGGGAGAGAGCGGCCAUGGGUCAAGCCUGCCUUGAGCCCCAGAAGAGCCGCUCGCUGAAGCGGCCCUCUCGGAUGGCGCCCCCGACACCUACAGAGGCCCCUCAGGCCAGCAGGGACCCAGUGGCCCAGUGGCAACCCGGAUCAGCGGCCACACUCCCCCACAGAGAGGGCUCAGAGCUGGCCCAGGCAGCCAAGCUCAGCACCUCCCAGGAGUCCCUGCUGGACUCCAGAGGACAUCUGAAACAGAGCAGCAACCCCUACGCAAAGUCUUAUACGCUAGUAUAACAGCAGGGGCACCUGGGGCGGGACUAGAACUCACUCUAACACUGGACUUAACACUCAAGUGCAGUAAACUGACUUUCACCACACAGUUCUGUAUAUAUGUCCCCUCCCUCCGAGGACGGGGUCACUUUUACUAAUGUCCUUUUAUUUAUUUUAGGCUUUUCUUUUACCUCUUGUUUGUAUUUUUUGUUUUGUUUUGUUUAUUUGUUUGUAUCACUUGAGAAAAAAAAUGUCACUCAUUUGGAGAUGAGUCCAGUCGGAGCUUUGCCAAACUAAUUGAGUAACGAGGGAGCGUUUAUUUAUUCUUGUUCAUUCUUUAUAAGGAAUCGGUGAUUAUUAAUUGUUAGUUGUCAGCUAUUAUUGAUCAUUAAUUACUGAUUACCAAGUGAUCUAUUAUCACCAUCACUUCUCCAGUGUUUUCAUAAGAACCUGGACAUCUUUUUUUUUCUUCCUCUUUGGUUUCUUUUCCUGGUUUCUGGAAGAUGACGAUUUGGAGUCACGUUUUUUCCUAUGGAAUUUUCUUCUGAAGCAUUCAGUGAAACUCGGAGAAAUCUCGGAACAAAAGCAAUUGAAACUAGAGUCCAAACUUUUCAGCUGCUCUCAAAUUGUUACUUUUUUUGAAGAAAAAAAAAAAUCUAUUUCCUAUGGAUGCAUGGGGACUGACCAAUUAAAAGACAAUGAGGAUUACGAUCACGGCUGGGUGGGCAGCCCAGUCGAGCAUUUUGUCACACUAUGAAAUGAUCCAAUGUGAAGAUUUAUUAUUCUUAUUACUAUAAAUAUAUAUAUAAAAAGAGAAAUCACUUUUAUUUGUGGAUAUUACAGGGAAGAAUUGAUUUGGUUAAUAAAGUCCUUAGUCAUGUUUGCACAUAUCUCAUUUUAAUUAGGAAAUGGAGUCUCUGUUGAUCUUUCUCUGUGUCCCAUUCUCUGAUGGUGCAAUAUGAAAAAAGAUAUGAAAAGUCUAUGGAAACUAUUGCUCUAUACUGUACUGUAAUGAUGAUAAAUAACUAUGUUGUGAGUAUACUUACAGGGCCGGACACACUCCAGCUUUUGUAUUCAGGUGUAGUUUACCACUGCUUGUCUGCCAGGUUGGUAAAUGAUGUUAGCUAGAACAGGGAGGUUUUUGAGUACUGAUGGUUUGCACUUCACAACAGCCCGACUCAAGUGUGUCCAGAUCCCUUCUCUCAGUGCACUAGGUAGAGUCUUCAGGGCUCUCACUGUCCUCAGUAGAUUUACUGUUGCUGCAUUGCAGCAAUGCUCCUCUACAGGGAAAACAAAACGUGAGACAAUCCAGCAGAAUUCCCCCCUUCGAACCAAACCUAUAAUGUCUAUGGGAAGUAUCUGAAAAAAAAAGUUCAUGUGGAUAUAUACGUAAGAAACUGUUUUUCUGUUCCUGUCUGCCCUGGCCCGUUUCUGUUCUCUUUCUUUCAGCCUGAGGGAUCCAAAAUGCUGUGAGGUCAUAAUGUCAGUUUCUAUGAUUAGUUUCUAUGAUUAACUGUCUUCAUUAUGAUUAUACAUUUUAACAAAAAAAAUGUCACUUUUUAUUUUUAACAUUGAGUGUUCACCAUGGUGGCACUGGAAUAAAGAGAAACUAACACAAAGGUUCAAAUUUGAUUAAUAAAAUGGCUGUUCCCCAAA